Molecule: messenger RNA, 3423 nt
Organism: Synchiropus splendidus (mandarinfish)
Lineage: Eukaryota; Metazoa; Chordata; Actinopteri; Syngnathiformes; Callionymidae
Gene: pfkfb3
Product: 6-phosphofructo-2-kinase/fructose-2,6-biphosphatase 3
Exons: 15
Coding region: 336-1955 (539 amino acids)
Biological process (GO): fructose 2,6-bisphosphate metabolic process; fructose metabolic process
Cellular component (GO): cytosol
Molecular function (GO): ATP binding; fructose-2,6-bisphosphate 2-phosphatase activity; 6-phosphofructo-2-kinase activity
Source: RefSeq, a predicted model, not a curated record
AAAAUUAAACAAAGUGUAGAAUAUGAAGCUGAACCCAACAAAAGAAGAAGGAUCGAUUAAAAAUCCUUAAUUUCCAAUUCAAUUCUUAUUCGAUUUGACCAUUACUACGCGUGACCACAGAGGGGCGCUUGACCCCAGUGGGACGCCCGCAGACUGACGUCGGGCGUGACGUCGGUGCCGAGCGCAGAGGAGUUAAAUAGAGGAGGCACGCGCUCCCCGGCAGGUCGAGUCAUCACGCCCGCAGCUACGCAUCAUUGUGAUACCCGGUACUUGGUUGUCUUUCGGAUUUGAGCGCCUCGGUUCCUGUGUCCUGCUCGGUUCUCCAGUCGCUUGGAAUGCCCAGGGAGCUGACCCAGAACAAGAUCCAAAAGAUCUGGGUUCCGACCAAGGAUGGCAAGCCGCCGGCGCCACGGAGAGCAGUGGGUGCGCCCCAUCUGGUCAACCCUCCAACCGUCAUUGUGAUGGUGGGACUUCCUGCACGAGGGAAGACGUACAUGUCCAAGAAACUCACACGGUACCUCAACUGGAUCGGUAUGCCGACCAAAGUCUUCAACGUGGGAGAGUAUCGUCGGGAGGCGGUCAAGAACUACAGCUCGUAUGAUUUCUUUAACCCUGGGAACGAGAGUGCGGUGAAAAUCAGGGAACUAUGUGCCUUAGCUGCUUUGAGGGACGUCAAGACCUACUUGAAGGAGGAAGGGGGCCAAGUAGCGGUCUUUGAUGCCACAAACACAACUCGGGACAGACGAGAGCUGAUCCUCCAGUUUGGCAGAGAGAAUACCUUCAAGAUCUUCUUCAUUGAGUCAGUCUGUGACGAUCCCAACGUCAUCGCUUCAAAUAUCAUGGAGGUGAAAGUGUCAAGUCCAGAUUAUCAGGACUGCAACAAGGCUGAUGCUGUGCUGGACUUUCAGAGGAGGAUCGAGUGCUACAAAGCCCAAUAUCAACCGCUGGAUCCUCACCAACAUGACAAAGACCUUUCUUUCAUCAAGGUGAUAGAUGUAGGCCGCAGGUUCCUCGUCAACAGGAUCCAGGAUCACAUCCAAAGUAAGAUCGUCUACUACCUGAUGAACAUCCACGUCCAGCCCAGAACCAUCUACCUGUGUCGUCAUGGCGAGAGCACUCACGACCUGGAGGGGCGACUGGGGGGCGACGCAGGACUGUCGCCAAACGGCAAACAGUUUUCUGCGGCCCUGGCGACGUUCGUGAAUGAGCAGCAGUUGAAGAAUCUCAAGGUUUGGACCAGUCAGCUCCGUCGCUGCAUCCAGACCACCGAGCACCUGGGAGUCCCUUAUGAACAGUGGAAGGCUCUCAAUGAGCUAGACGCAGGAGUGUGUGAGGAUAUGACGUACGACGAGGUGAAGGAAAAUCUCCCAGAAGAGUUUGCUCUGAGAGAGGAGGAUAAAUUCUACUACCGCUAUCCUGCAGGAGAGUCCUACCAGGACCUGGUCCAGAGAGUGGAGCCGGUCAUAAUGGAGCUGGAGAGACAGGAGAAUGUGCUGGUCAUCUGUCACCAGGCCGUCAUGCGCUGCCUAUUGGCCUACUUUCUGGAUAAAAGUGCGGAUGAGAUGCCGUACCUCAAGUGUCCACUUCACACAGUCCUGAAGCUCACGCCGGUGGCCUAUGGGUGCAAAGUCGAGUCCAUCUCACUAAACGUGGAGGCGGUGAACACCCACAGAGACAGACCAGAGGAGGUGAAGCGAGGCCUGGCCACCUUGAUCCGGAGGAACAGUGUGACUCCUCUCACCAGCCCUGAGACCAACAUCAAGAAACCUUGCAUCAAAGACUUGGGCGAGGCUCCUCUUCAGGAGUUGCCUCCUUCUGUGGCCUCGCUGGGUCUGUGCAGCCCGUCACACAUCCCCUUCACCCUGGCUGGACAGCACUGGCUAGGCAAAGUUUGCCUACGAAUCAUCCUCCACUAUCUGGAUGUGGUGUCGCUCUUAGUCGUUCAAAGAACCUGAGGAAGAACUCGUCCAGUCGUCGUGACGUCCUGCAACCCUGCCAAUGAACCCGCCAACCAUCUCACAGCCGGAGAACACUUGCCAACCCCUGAAGUAUAUUCAAAGCUUCUCCGCUCGGACAACUGACAAACUGUGAUUCAUUUUCUUGGAAAAAAAAAAAAUCAUUUUUGGAUUUUUGUUUUUAAUUUCCUGAGAGACCAAAGAAAAACCUCUCACAAUAUCUAUUUAUCUUUUUGUUUCACUAUAUGAAAUGAUUUUGCACAGUCUUGGGAAAAAAUGAUAUUAUGUUGUUAUAUUUUUAUUAUUGUUAUGUCUCAAUAAUGAUGUUCACGUUUCAUCUUGUAUUUUCUUUUCUUUCUUUCUGCCAAAACAGUGUCCUGAUGUCAUAUCUUAAACGCAUAAUGACAUUUCAACCAUCAGAACAGAUGUAAUAAUAGUACCAUAACUGUUAUUAUCGCCCCACAAACGAUCACUGUAGCCAGAAAGUUCUGUCUGAAUCCAAGUGAAGCAGCAGAAAUGUUUUCAAUGUUUUCAUAUUUUGACAUGAACGUAGCCAAAGUUUUUAAACCACCAGACAUCGAGUCGGUCGCCAUAGUGCCUGUAGCGCCUGAUGCUGCUCUUGUUUCUUUGUCUUACCAUCAUGUAAUAAUGUAACAUAUUUCAGUUUAACGCCUGCAAAGUUGUUUUGUUAAGUGUCCAAUCUGGAUGCCGAAGAGUUCUCGAAAUUACCGUGUCAAAUUGGUGUAACUGAUGGCAGCAGGUCUGAGGGCAUAAGUGGUCUUUUGUUUUACUUUUUAAGUCGUUCAUUUAAAAUCAAUUUUCUAUACCUCAAAAACUGGUAAUAUUCCCAUAGUAUAUUUUGACAACUAGAACGAGUAAAACUGAAUUUUAGCCUUAAUCAUAUUUUACUGCUUUUAGUUAUGAGUAUUGGUAGUACUGAAAAAAAAAAAUCUGACGUAAUUAAGAAGUAUUAAUUGGAAGUUAAAAGUUGUGUAUCUGUUCUCCACUACAUUUCAAUAAUAAGCAACUUUAAUACCUGAAUACAAAACCACCUCAGGCCAGCUCACUUUUUGUCUUCACUGCCACUUAUUUCUCCUCUUGUACUACAGUUCUCUGCACUGAUUUAAAUAUUUGUUUGUUUUUAUUUUGCUGCUGUCGGCUACGCACAAAUGUCAGCACCUUUACUUUUGCGAUGAACGUGAUGUCUGUAAAUGUUUGUGUGAAUACAGUGUAACAGGAAAUUUGAGGACCUGAGAGUCUUGAAAUGAAAAUGAUUCACUUGUUAAGAGUUUCUUACACUUAAAUCUUUGAAAAGUAUUUGCUUGAGAUACUUGAAAUUUCUUUGUUUUUAACAGAACAUAAUGUUUUAUUAUUUAAUUUUAUUUAUUUUGUAUGUUUUUGAGCGCCUAUGCACGAGGAUGUAGUCCGUAUUUGCAUCUGCUGGACCAAUAAAUUCACUACAAGAUGA